GCACCCAUCAUUAAUAACAAGCACACCAUGUUUUGUUGUCCUGACUAGCUUCAUUAAAAAACAACGUUGUCUAGUUCUAACCAUGUCUGCGACUCGAAACAGAACUCACGAGAGCUCAGAUGUAUUGUCAACGAGAUCACUCAGUGAAAUAUCAGAGGUUGAAACAGUUCGUUUAAGUGUUGAUCUUGUGUCAGCUUCAAGAAAAAAUCUUGGGUUGUUGAGAACUGUUAGCGAGUCUCCCUGGCUUCAUGAGAGAGCUACUAUUCUUGAAGCUAUAAGAAGGUAUGAUGAGCUUUGGAUGCCGUUGAUUUCUGAUCUGAUGGAGGGGUCUUCACCUCCUAUGGUUCUUCCUCCUCUCGAUGUUGAAUGGGUUUGGUUUUGUCACACCUUGAAUCCGGUGAGUUACAGGAAAUACUGUGAGAAAAGGUUCUCAAAACUGAUUGGAAAACCAGCAAUUUUUUAUAAAGAGAACGAAGAGUAUUCAUUGAUGAGAUGUGAAGAGCUUUGGAUGAAAAGAUAUCCAAAUGAGUCUUUUGAGAAUGAAGUUGAUAUUACUUCAUCAAAUUUGCAAGACCUUCAUGUUGCUCAAGAUCACGAGGAUCUACUGAAUGAAGUUGAGAAGCAAAGACAUGUUUAUAGCAAAUUUUCAUGGCCAUACAUGAGUGAGAUUGUUUACUUGAUAGCAGCAAGGCAAAGAUACAAAGGAUUCUUGUAUGUGUUGCAGAGAUUUGCAGAUGAUUGCUCAUCAAGAUUAUUGCCUAGCUUGGAUAUUUUGCUCAUGUGGGUGACACAUCAGAGUUAUCCAACAGUAUAUGCAGAGGAUUUGAAAGAGAUGGAGGGUGAUAUGGGGAAGAUAGUGGGCUUAUGGGAGACUGUAAGAAGUAAAGAGGUGGAAGAGACAAAGAAGCUAUGGGAAAGAGCCUUUGACCAGCCUUAUGUGAAAGCUGGUGGAGCCAUAGAAUUUGGCGGGGUUGCUUCAAUAGUCAAGCCACCAGUGUAUUGGGAGGUCUCUGAUACAGAUGUCAACACCAAAUACAAGUCCCUGCUGCCUAGGUUCCUACUGGAGCUAGCGCAAUGGAAGUCUCCUGAAACAUGCCUGGAUGAUUUAGUCAAAGUGGUUCGGCUCAUAGAAUGCUUGAAGCUCAGAAACGAUAUGAAAGUAUUAAAGGUAUGUGUUUUCGUGAGGCUCAAUUCUAGGAUGAAGCCAGUGCAACAGGAAAGACAACAUAAUUUUCUUCGUCUGCAAUUAGUAAGAUGUCACAGGGAGCUGAAGAUUGAUAAACCAAUUUCCAGCUUCUCCUCGGAUACAUGGAAAAAAGUUACACAUCUCUACUGUGAGUUUGGAACCAGAGGACUAAUGCUUGAGGUUCGGAAACAUGGAGGUGGCUGUUUUAAAACAAGUAAAUUGGAAGAUUCUAAGACAUUUCUUUGGAAUGAUUUGUUAAGAGCACCCUCUCUUACGCUGGAAACACAUUUAGAUGAUAAACAAGCGAGGGCUGUUGCUUCAAUAACCCCACCAGCCCAAGCACCAUACUUGCUGAAAUGUGUACCAGACAAAGUCACAGACGAUUCAGGGGCCAUGGUCUCGGAUGUGAUUCUGAGAAUGAACAAUUAUAAGCCUCAAGAAGGUCGGUGGUUGUCUCGCACCGUCCUUGAUCAUGCAGGGAGGGAGUGUUUUGUUGUCCGAAUGAGAGUGGCAGGAGGGUUUUGGAGGAGAGGAGAUGAAACCCCAUCAGCAGUCAAAUGGGAGGAUAGGAUUAUAGAGAUACGCGAAGGUUCUUGGUCUUAUGUUGCUGGUUCGAUUGGUAGAGCACCUGAGAAAAUAGUAGGAACCGCAACACCAAGAGAACCUCCAGAACAUUGGCAAGCAGCAUGGUGUUUUUCAACAGGAGAUGAAUUGCUGAUAAGUUGGGAAUCAUCAGCAUCAAUGUCUGACCUGAAUUUUUGUUUGAGAAACCAAAAAUCUUCUGACUCAUUGGUGAAGUUGUUGAAGGGUAAGAAAAUGCAAUAUCGAGCCAGGAAAAUUAGUUCAAAGAGCAAAGAGCAUGAAAAGCGAGAAAAUACAGAAGAAACUGACGAGGAAGACGAAGACGAGGAAGGGUUUCUGACUCUUGUUCGGUUCACAGAAGAUAAUCCAAUAGGAAGGCCAACAGCUCUUCUAAAUUGGAAGUUAUUGAUAGUUGAACUAUUGCCUGAAGAAGAUGCAGUUUUUGUACUACUUCUAUGCAUUUCAAUACUUCGAAGUAUAUCAGAAAUGAGAAAGGAAGACGUUGGAAGCUUGCUUAUUAGGAGAAGAUUAAAAGAAGCAAAACUUGGUGCUAGAGAUUGGGGUUCUGUGAUCCUUCAUCCUUCCUCAUUUUCAUCUACCAUUUCUUCACCUUACCUUCAACCUUGGUACUGGAAUGCAAAAUCAGUGAUCGCACCUGAUGGAGGAGAUAAUGUAACUAAGCAACCGGCUGUGAGUCAUUCACCAGUUGAAGGUGGUGAUAAGCUGUACAAAAAAGGGAUUAUGGCAUGAAAGGAGUUAGAUGACCAAUAACAUUUCUGAUCAGUCUUUUUGUUUACAGAAAUGAAGAGAGCACACAAGACUUGCUAAAAUUCCCCAUAUGCUCUGCAGACUUGUGUAAAGUUUUUAUCCUUGGCAAUCCCAUUUGCUAACAAGGACGGACUCCAUUUGGAGUCCUCCAGGCAUAGCAUGUCCAUAAGGCCUAGGGAAGGCUUCUUGCGCACAACCUCGUAUUUCUGGCCAUAUGGCUAUCAGCUGAACACGAUGUUUCUGUCAUCUGAACUUCCCUUGUGAUUUUUGUGAGCAAUAUUUCAAUUUUCGAAACAAUCUCAAGUCAUUUUUUUUUCUCA
This is a messenger RNA of Populus trichocarpa (black cottonwood), 2856 nucleotides long. RefSeq names its product glycine-rich domain-containing protein 2. The record is from RefSeq and is a predicted model, not a curated record. The transcript has 9 exons. Bases 83 to 2518 code for a protein of 811 amino acids. NCBI's taxonomy places the organism in Eukaryota, Viridiplantae, Streptophyta, Magnoliopsida, Malpighiales, Salicaceae.